This is a messenger RNA of Asterias rubens (European starfish), 7702 nucleotides long. RefSeq lists its product as uncharacterized. Gene Ontology annotation, molecular function: G protein-coupled receptor activity. Gene Ontology annotation, biological process: cell surface receptor signaling pathway; G protein-coupled receptor signaling pathway. Bases 174 to 6737 code for a protein of 2187 amino acids. The transcript has 31 exons. The record is from RefSeq and is a predicted model, not a curated record. NCBI's taxonomy places the organism in Eukaryota, Metazoa, Echinodermata, Asteroidea, Forcipulatida, Asteriidae. Gene Ontology annotation, cellular component: membrane.
UUAGUUCCUUGUUUAUGUUUGCUGCGUCAGGUAGUCUCGACUUACCCUCCGUCUCUGAAACAGCUACCAGAAACAAAUAAUCUACUUUUUAGACGAAUUUGAUUUUGUUGUAAUUAUCUGAUGGGUUGUGUCAAUCAUUAACACUAAGACAUAAACCAAACGCGAAGGGGGAAAUGACACGCUUCGCCCAGAUUCUUCAAGUUGUGGCGGCAAUAGUAGGCCUUUGUGUCGUCGCUGCAGUGAACGCCCAAGAUGAAGAGGCUCCAAACAUUACGUGUCCUGAAAAUAUAGUCAAUAAUACAGACCCCACUUUGCCAUAUGCCACUGUCGUCUGGUCUGACCCUAUUGUCACAGGCAACUCUGGACAGGACGCCACAUUCUUUGGAGAUGAAAAAUCAGGAUCUACCUUCGACAUUGGUUCCCAUGUUGUGAUUUAUAACGCAACAGAUAGCAGCAACAACACUAAUUAUUGCAACUUCACCAUCCAAGUUAUAGAUGAUGAAUCUCCCAAUAUAACAUGUCCCAGCAAUCAGACAGUUAUGACAGAUCUGGGUCAGAAUUAUGCAACAUUUACCUUACCUGCGGAGGACUUUUCCAUUGACAACUCUGGACUUUCUCCUGAUGUUACCGUCGAUGUGAAUGGCGCAGCCUACAUCAUUGGAGACACUGUUGUAUUGAAUCUUGCAAGCAUGCCACAUUUAGUGCAGUACACAGCCACAGACAACUCGACCAACAAUGCCUCUUGUGAUUUCUACAUCGCAGUUAUAGAUAAAGAGGCUCCAAACAUAAAGUGUCCUGAAAAUAUAGUCAAUAAUACUAAGCCUGGUUCACCAAACGCCACUGUCGUCUGGUCUGACCCUAUUGUCACAGACAACUCUGGACAGGACGUCACAUUCUUUGGAGAUGAACAUUCAGGAUCUACCUUCGACAUUGGUUCCCAUGUUGUGAUCUAUAACGCAACAGAUAGCAGUAACAACACUAAUUAUUGCAACUUCACCAUUCAAGUUAUAGAUAACGAGCCUCCUAGCAUUAAUGGCUGCCCUGAUGAUGCGAUAAUUCCUGCCGCGUCAACCAUUCCGGUACCUCACUCAUGGGUCCCUCCAGUCUUCUCGGAUAACUCUGGUCAGUCUGUUGAUGUGGAGUUUGGUUGCUUAGCAACCAUCUCCAAUGACUGCCAUCAAGAUGGAUACGGAAAUUUCUCAGUUGGAGAUACCAAGGUGAUGACCAAAGGAACAGAUGCGUCUGGAAAUCAGAAAUUCUGUAACUUCACCGUCACAAUCAAAGAGGUUGAUCUAGUCUGCCCGUUGAAUAAGACGUUCUCAACUGAUCCUGGCUCUAGUACAGCCAUAGUCAGCUGGCAUGAACCGGAUCUAACUGGAUGGGACGAGACAAACUUCACAUCAAGUGCUGUUUCCGGACUGGUACAUCCGAUUGGUUCACAGAGAGUGACAUAUCAGCAGUGGUUUGGAAUCAACAAUCUGGUUCUGACAUGCUCUUUUGAAGUUGACGUUGUCGAUACGGAACCUCCCACAAACAACUGUCCUACUGACGUCAUCCUCCCAUGGUUAUCAGACACACCUGAUGUAUCUUAUGCAUGGAGCCCUCCAUUCUUCUCAGACAAUUCUGCUGGUGUCCGACUUGUUGGCGGAAGCGUCCUAUCUGAAGGUAGAGUUGAAGUAUUCUAUGGUGGCCAAUGGGGCACUGUAUGUGAUGAUUCAUGGGACAUCACAGACGCAAGCGUUGUGUGCAGACAACUUGGCUUCUCUAGAGCUAUUACCGCAUGGAGCAGCUCACAAUUCGGACAGGGAACAAGUCGAAUACUCAUGGACAACGUCAACUGCAAUGGGAGUGAGCACCGACUGCAAGAUUGUGCUUUUCCAGGCUGGGGUUCCCACAAUUGUGGCCAUUCAGAAGAUGCUUCAGUGACUUGUGACCCAGACGUCCGGCUUGUUGGUGGAAGCGUCCCCUCUGAAGGUAGAGUUGAAGUAUUCUAUGACGGCCAAUGGGGCACUGUAUGUGAUGGUGAAUGGAACAUCACAGACGCAAGUGUUGUGUGCAGACAACUUGGCUUCACUGGAGCUACUAAUGCUUGGCAGAGCGCAUACUUUGGACCGGGAACGGGUCAAAUACUCAUGGACGACGUCAACUGCGAUGGAAAUGAGGAACAACUUCAAGAUUGUGCUUUUCGGGGCUGGAGUUCCCACAAUUGUAGUCAUGGAAAUGAUGCUUCAGUGACGUGUGAGCCAGAUGAUGUGCGGCUUGUUGGUGGAAGCAUCCCCUUUGAAGGUAGAGUUGAAGUAUUCUAUGACGGCCAAUGGGGCACUGUAUGUGAUGAUAACUGGGACAUCACAGACGCAAGCGUUGUGUGCAGACAACUUGGCUUCACUGGUGCAACUUCUGCGAGGCAGAAUGCACACUUUGGACAAGGAGCAGGUAAAAUACUCAUAGACGACGUCAACUGCAAUGGAAAUGAGCAACGACUGCAAGAUUGUGCUUUCCGGGGCUGGGGUUUCAACGACUGUUCACAUUCAGAUGAUGCUUCCGUGACCUGUGAAUCAGAUGACUUGUCUAUGAAUCUUGGUCAGUCUGUUGAUGUGGUGUUUGGUUGCUCAGAAACCGUCUUCAGUGAUUGCCAUCAAGAUGGAUAUGGAACUUUUUCAGUUGGAGAUACCUUGGUGAUGUACAAUGGAACAGACACGUCUGGGAAUCAGAACUUCUGUAACUUCACCGUCACAAUCAAAGAGGUUGACCUAAUCUGCCCGUUGAAUUUGACGGUCUCGACUGAUCCUGGCUCGAGUACAGCCAAAGUCAACUGGCAAGAACCGGAUCUAACCGGAUGGGACGAGACAAACUUCACAUCGACUGCCUUUUCUGGAGAGGCUUUUCCAAUUGGUUCACAGAGAGUGACAUAUCAGCAGUGGUUUGGAAUCAACAAUCUGGUUCUGACAUGCUCUUUUGAAGUUGACGUUGUUGAUACGGAACCUCCUACAAUAAACAACUGUCCUAUUGACGUCAUCAUCCCUGGGCUAUCAACCAGACCAGUAUCUUAUACAUGGAGCCCUCCAUUCUUCUCAGACAAUUCUGCUGAUGCCCGGCUUGUUGCUGGAAGCGUCCCCUCUGAAGGUAGAGUUGAAGUUCUCUACCAUGGCCAAUGGGGUACUGUAUGUGAUCAUCAAUGGGACAUCACAGAUGCAAACGUUGUGUGCAGACAACUUGGCUUCAUAAGAGCAACUUCAGUGUGGCUGGGAGGACACUUUGGACCGGGAACAGGUCUAAUACACGAUGUCAACUGCAGUGCAAAUGAAAAACGACUGCAAGAUUGUGCUUUUUCAGGUUUGGAUUCGCACAAUUGUAGCCAUGGAGAAGUUGCUUCAGUGGCUUGUGACACAGAUGGUGUGCGACUUGUAGGAGGAGACGUUCUCGCUGAAGGUAGAGUUGAAGUAUUCUAUGAUGGCCAAUGGGGCACUGUAUGUGAUGAUGAAUGGGACAUCACAGACGCAAGCGUUGUGUGCAGACAACUUGGCUUCACUGGAGCAACCUUUGCGCGGCCGAGCGCAUACUUUGGAAAGGGAACAGGUCAAAUACUCAUGGACGGCGUCAACUGCAAUGGAAAUGAGGCACGAUUGCAAGAUUGUGCUUUUUCAGGCUGGGGUGUCCACAAUUGUGCUCAUGGAGAAGAUGCUUCAGUGACGUGUGACACAGAUGACUUGUCUACGAAUCUUGGUCAGUCUGUUGAUGUGGUGUUUGGUUGCUCAGAAACCGUCUUCAGUGAUUGCUACCAAGAUGGAUACGGAACUUUCUCAGUUGGAGAUACUGAGGUGAUGUACAAUGGAACAGACGCGUCUGGAAAUCAGAACUUCUGCAAUUUCACAGUCGCAACCAAAGAGGUUGACCUAAUCUGCCCGUUGAAUGUGACGAUCUCAACUGAUCCUGGCUCUAGUACAGCCAUAGUCAACUGGCAAGAACCGGAUCUAACCGGAUGGAACGAGACAAAUUUCACAUCGACUGCCUUUUCUGGAGAGGCUUUUCCAAUUGGUUCACAGAGAGUGACAUAUCAGCAGUGGUUUGGAAUCAACAAUCUGGUUCUGACAUGCUCUUUUGAAGUUGACGUUGUUGAUAACGAGCCUCCUGGUAUCAAUGGCUGCCCUGAUGAUGCGAUAAUUCCUGUCAGGUCGACCAUCACGGUAUAUCACUCAUGGACCUCGCCAGUCUUCACUGAUAACUCUGGUCAAUCUGUUGAUGUGGUGUUUGCUUGCUCGGCAACCGCCUCCAAUGAAUGUCAUCAAGAUGGAAAUGGAACUUUCUCAGUUGGAGAUACCGAGGUGAUGUACAAGGGAACAGACGCGUCUGGAAAUCAGAACUUCUGUAACUUCACAGUCUCAAUCAAAGUUGUGGAUCUGGUCUGCCCAGAGACCUUUUCAGUCGUGGCGAACCCUAUCGACUCUUUAACUAUAGUGGACUGGGAGGAACCACAUCUAACUGGUUGGAAUGGUACAAACUUUACAUCGACUGCGGUUUCUGGAGGUGGAUUUAUGAUUGGUGCACAUGAAGUGACGUAUCAUCAGUGGUUUGGAUUCAACAAUCUGGUGUUGCAGUGUUCUUUUGUGUUUCGGGUUAUCGGUCAGUGUGCGUCCGAAGUAACCAGAGAUACCAUGGUUGGUACCCUGUCCUGGCCGGUGACAGUGCCUGGUAUAACUGCAGAGUCUAUUGAGAGAUGCCCGCUCACUACGACGAACGCUGGAUUUCCAAGAGCCACAAGAAACUGUUCAACAGCACCUCCCCCUCGGUUUUUCAUGUGGAAGGAACACAUGAUUCAAAGCUGCGGUGAAGCGGUGAAGACUGUAACUGUUGAAGAUAUCGUUGAUGUUGAUGUGACGGAAGGAAAUGCAGAAGAAGUGGCCGAGUUUCUUGUCAAUCAAACUUCCUCGUCCUCUUCAUCCAGUGAAAGUGACGUCGAAGCGAUUUCACAGGUUUUGGAAAACAUCGUCAACGCCAAAUCUGGAAAUCCCGGGGUGACUGAUGCUGUGGUAGAGACAGUCUCAAAUGUCAUCGUGAACGCCAAAGAGACGCAAGAUUCCCCAGACAGUAAGAGCUCCUCGGCUAUCAUCCAGUCAGUUGAGGCUCAAGUUUUAUUGACCCUUCAGCAAGAAGGAAAUGUCAGUAUACAGCAGGAUGCCAUCCAUGUCGAGGCAGUGAGCAUUGACCCCAUAGACGCAAGUAAUGGAUUCAGCUUUGCAACAGCACAAAAGGAGUCAGCUGGCUCGAGGCCGCCACAAGAGGGCUCUCUUGAUGGGACUGAGAUCAAGACAUUCACAAAUGCCAGUGAGGUACCAAAGGGUGUGGUUGCAUCGAUUCAGUUACCAGCGAACAUUAAUGACCUGCUACCACAAGGUAGCAGUAGAACAUCAUUACGAGCUAGUUUCAUAGUCUACGCUGAUGAAACAUUGUUCCAGACUGGAGUUAUGGAAGGUUCAAACGGCACAAACAACUUGACAACAAAAGUCGCUGGGUCCAUCGUUUCACUGGCAGUAGAAGGUGUGGAGCUUAAAAACCUCACUGAUCCAGUGGUUAUUGACUUCAAGAUUCUACCCAAUGUAUCCCAAGAAGACAUCGCCACAAUCAAAUGUGUGUUCUGGGAAUUUGGUGAGGAGUCCAGUUUCUGGUCCACAGAGGGCUGCCAGCUUGCUGGGAUGACCGAUGACAAAGUGUCAUGUGUUUGUGACCAUGCUACUAACUUCGCCAUACUUGUGGAUGUGAAGGGUCAGAAACGUAGAGAGGAUGGUCUCUCCUUCACCCCAGCACUUGAUCUCAUCAGCCAAAUAGGAGGUGCUCUAUCAGUCGCAGCUCUUGCUAUUACAUUAGUAAUUUAUUUGUCUAUAAGCAAACUACGCACCGGCAAAUCUCGUCAGAUUUUCAUCCAUUUUUGUUUCUCCUUGUUGAUGCUGUACAUCGUGUUCCUGGCUGGCAUUGACAAUGGAAGGGGUUCUGGAGGAUGGUGUGUAUUUGUUGGAGCUCUGAUUCACUACUUGAGUCUGACCACCUUGAUGUGGAUGGCUGUUGAAGCCAGGAAUAUGUACGUCAGCACCGUCAAGGUGUUCCCUGAAGACACGCCACGAUACAUGAUCAAAGCUGGACUCCUUGCUUGGGGAUCUCCACUGAUUGUCCUGACCGCAACUUUGGCAGCAGCGACAGAAUCCUACAAGCAUGAUGAUUAUUGUUUCAUCUCUCCUGGUCUGCCCAUGAACCUCGGUCUCAUCACCCCAAUCGCUCUCAUCCUCCUCCACAACGUCAUCACUUUCAUCCUGGUCAUGCGCAGUCUCCUCAAGGUCAAAGAGGCAUCUCGGUCAGAGCAAAUAACCAAACGCCUCCAGAAUGCUGUGGGAAUCUCAGCCCUCAUGGGCUUAACUUGGUGCUUUGGGUUUCUGGCCAUUGAAGGGGCAACUUUUGCCUUCCAGCUCCUCUUCUGUCUGUUUAACUCCUUGCAGGGUGUGGUCGUCUUUGUCAUGUUCUGUGCUCGACGUGAAGAGGUCCGAGCAGCGGUCGCCCCUUACCUUAGACGGAUCUGCUGUUGCCGUGUCUGUCAAGCACCUGAGCUUCAUCCCGAUAGGUCCUACGAUCUCCCAACCUCUCAGACUGCACUCGGCACUUCAAGUAUUAACACAGCCAGCCUUGAUCUCUCCGUGUCUGUAGCAGUGGAGGAGUCACGUAAAAAAUAUGUAUCGACAGAGGCUCUCUGAAUUACAGGGCUUUUAAGUUUUCCCGGGAAGGGAUUUGAGGCUCAGGGAUGGGCAUAGCUUCUUUUUACUAGAGGAGCUUCAAGGUCAAAUUGAGUUUUAUGAUCCACUCACUUAACAAUAGAUAGAGUCCCAAUGAAACUGGGAACAAUUUUAAAUCUCCAACCUCACCUUUAACCUGUUCAAAGUGCACUUUGUUAUAUGCCCUUCAAAUAAGAGAAAACAGAUCGUUGUCCCGAUUAAUAUUUGGUAGCUAGACCCUCAAAAUAAUUCUACUCUAGACAGAUUUGAGAGUCUGAGAAAAGACUUACAGUGUGUAAAAAUUUUGCCUAUUUGUGACCUGGGCUUGUUGACUUCCAACUUGAGGUAUUGUGGAUGACAUAGGCCCUGAAAUAAAUGGUUCUUUGUCGAGAGGUGUAGGGACAUUUUCCAAGAUUGAUGCUCAGACUUGUAAAAUUAGGGGUGAUUUUAUUUAAAGAGAGGGACUGGAGAAUAAAUUAAUGGACCCUGUGACUCCCCAUAUCAACUUGAGCAGAGGAUAACAGUUUAAGCGUCAAUGAACAGAUUCCUUCUUUAAACGAGCUGCGAGACUUCUAAGUAUAUUUGGCUUUUUUUUUUUUUUUUUACAUUUGAGUCUUUUGCACCGUAUGCUUAUUAAUAUGCUCAGUUUUUGAAAGUUUAACACCUUUAGAGUGUUUUGCUAAACGGUGAUUCUUUGGUGUAUAUUCACUGAUUUUCAAACAAACAAUGUUUUCGUAAAUACGUUAUUUCUAAACGGAGUCGCUAUAUAGUUUUGCAUAGUAUAAAUAAUAUUGUCUUGAUAUCAUCAUGGCGCUAUAGGCACAGUUGUCUGCUUAGAACAUUUGCGAAGCAGAAAACAUAUCUAAGCUUAGGUUUUUCGUCUUGGUUAGAAUACAGUUAGCACUUCUUACUUGUGCUCAAAGGUAGCCUUGCUCAAGGCAGUCGAA